UCCUCAAGAUCUGGGACCUCACCCCGGUAAGUACCAGUACUUGGCAUAAGGAUGGAUGUGGAAACGAGACGGCGGUGUGAAGUCUCCGCAAUACGUACCUGGAAAAGGAGAAAAGUAUACGUGUGCUUAUUCCUUCGCCCGUUUGCCGGUGAGGUGGGUGCGGCGCAUGGCGCACCUGGACCGUGGUCGACUAUUCCACUUUAUAUGACUGGUGAAAAUAUAGACAUGAAGCAUUUGUGUGAGGGGCUCGACGCCGUAUCUACCCCCACAGGCGGAAGGUGCACUUUUCUCCAUCGGGGUAAGUGGCUAGAUUGGCUUCUGGUGGUUUAGGCGUCGUGGAUGAUGUUAGGCUUAUUGCGGAUAUCCGCCCCGGGAUGUACAUGCUGCACGAGGUGAUGGAGAGGUAAGUUGAGUGAUGCUAAUCGUUAGCCGUGUCCGCGGAAGAGUGUUGAAUGCACGAGCGUUCCCCAUAGAGGAUUGCGGUACGCUUGGUUCCGUCUAUGAUCUUCUAGUCCGCAAGGACAAACCUUACGCAAAAUAUUCCAACUUUAAAGUAACCAGUCCUGAUGCUGGAGAAAAGGAAUACUAUUGCGCAUCGGCGUUGAUUCUGGUUAGUGUUCGGGUUCAUACCGCUCUUUUCAAACCUUCGAAAGUGUUACUGCAUCGACCGACAGAUAUCAGGGAAGCCCGAACAUAAACUGGAAAGACAGGAGGCAUA
Pisolithus orientalis is the source of this 718-nucleotide messenger RNA. RefSeq lists its product as uncharacterized. The transcript is spliced from 2 exons. The record is from RefSeq and is a predicted model, not a curated record. NCBI's taxonomy places the organism in Eukaryota, Fungi, Basidiomycota, Agaricomycetes, Boletales, Pisolithaceae. The coding region runs from base 52 to 330 and encodes 92 amino acids.